GCGUCCACAUUCAGCAUCCAUCCACGCAACAUCUCACUGCGUUUUCGUCAGACAUUCGAACGGCGCGCAGCUCUUUGGUACUCCGGUUUAGACAGAGACUUCAUUUCAAAGAGGGAAAGAUGGCAUUGAGAGGAUCGUUAUUCAGACUUCUCAAAACGCAACUAAAUCACACUUGCCAGCAAAGCAGAGCGCAAUCCGUGGCUGUUCUUGGCGCUCCUUUCUCCAGAGGACAGAAAAGAAGAGGCGUAGAGCACGGACCUAAAGUGAUACGAGAUGCCGGGCUGAUUGAGAGACUGUCGGCGUUAGACUACUCUGUCCAUGACUUUGGGGACCUGACGUUUCCCAAAAUUGAGAGUGAUGAACCCUACAUGGAAGUGAAGGCCCCGCGCACCGUGGGAGCAGCCACUAAGAAAUUGUCUGGAGCAGUGAGCAGAGCCAUCGGGGCUGGACACACCCUAGUUAUGCUGGGAGGGGAUCACAGUCUUGCCAUGGGCUCAGUGGAAGGACAUGCCCAGCAGUGCCCCGACCUGUGCCUGAUUUGGGUGGACGCUCACGCAGACAUCAACACCCCCAUGACCUCUCCUUCUGGGAACCUGCAUGGACAGCCAGUGGCCUUCAUGCUAAAAGAAUUGCAAAACAAGGUUCCAGAUCUGCCUGGAUUUGGGUGGAUGAAACCGUUCCUUACCUCAAGAGACAUCGUGUACAUUGGAUUGAGAGACGUCGACCCUGGGGAGCAUCACAUACUGAAAAACCUUGGCAUUCAGUACUUCUCCAUGAGAGACAUCGACAGACUCGGCAUCCAAAGAGUCAUGGAGGUCACUCUUGACAACCUUCUGGGAAGACAACAGCGUCCCAUUCACCUGAGCUUUGACAUUGAUGCGUUUGAUCCCUCCCUUGCUCCUGCAACUGGGACUCCAGUGAACGGGGGGCUGACCUACAGAGAGGGCAUCUACAUCACAGAGGAAAUACACAACACAGGCCUGCUGUCAGCCAUGGACCUUGUGGAGGUGAACCCUAUUCUGGGCGCAACCCCUGAAGCCAUCGAGGCCACUGCAUCUUUAGCCGUGGACGUCAUCGCGUCAUCCCUGGGGCAGACGAGAGAGGGCGCUCAUGCUUCCCUCCAUGAAAUCCCUGCUGUGAAUGCAGAGGACACAGAACAGCUCAGACUUUAGGAGAUAACGAAGCUGCAAUGUCCCUGAGCAUUCCACAACCAGAGACUGCAUUGACUGAACUAAACUGAAUAUGUACUUUUUUCUUUGCUGCGUUGUUCUAUUUAAAACAUGUGAACGGACUUCUCAAAGAAGUCGUGAACCACUACCAUAUGUAACAAGAGGGAUGUAACAACGCAAUAAAAACACAAAUCAAUUCUAGCCUUAAGCCAGUCCUAAAUUUUCCUAAUAAGGCUCACCCCAACUCUGUUUAAACAGCUUUUGGGAUAACUGUAGAAUGAUAAUCAGUAUAAUUUAUACUGACUGAAAUUCAGUAUAACAACAACAGUCCAUUGUGGAUUAAAAGAAAAACUUAAAAGUGUGCAAAACAACAACAAAAACAAGUGAUACUACUGAUUGUAAUACUGCACCAUGUUUUUAUGCUGUUAGAAUUAUGCAUUUUUACUGUAUAUUUACCCUCAUUUUUAUAUUCAGAUAUCAAGAACACUAGAGUUACAUAAUUAAGAUUUAAUCAUAACAUUAUGACCACCUGUACAAAAUGGGUCCCUUAAUGCAACCACCAGCAUUAGUACUAAAGGUGCAUUAUGUAACUUUUCACUGUAUGUUUAAGUGGCUCCAUGUGCGUUGUUACAUUACUGUUAUUAAAGGGGAUUUGUCAUUUCUUCAACAUUAACUUAUUUUGCUAUAUGAUGUACUGUGUUAGACCUCACAGCUACCACAUAUUUAUUGUGUGUUCAUUUUAACAGAAAGAGUCUGCGUCAGAGGUCCUUAUAUGGGCUCAUUUGUGGCUGUGCCAGUUAGAAAUAAUGAUACUGAAAUGUGUUGCACUUUUGGACCAGCUAUGGUAUUUCUUUAGAGUUUACUUUUGUAUUUCAUCAAUAACAUAUAGAAAAAGAGAUGAUCAGUAUUAACUGAUACCUAGUUUUGAUUGAACUGCUGUGUUUUAUUUUGCUAUUUUAAUUUAAUGUUCACAAAAUAAUGUAGCCACUACAUUGAUACCUCUUGUGACUACUGUUUCUAUUUUGGUCUUCCAUAAAUGUUAUGUAAUAUUUUA
Molecule: messenger RNA, 2223 nt
Organism: Boleophthalmus pectinirostris (great blue-spotted mudskipper)
Lineage: Eukaryota; Metazoa; Chordata; Actinopteri; Gobiiformes; Gobiidae
Gene: arg2
Product: arginase 2
Exons: 8
Coding region: 120-1172 (350 amino acids)
Cellular component (GO): cytoplasm; mitochondrion
Molecular function (GO): manganese ion binding; arginase activity
Source: RefSeq, a predicted model, not a curated record